Molecule: messenger RNA, 1134 nt
Organism: Coffea arabica (coffee)
Lineage: Eukaryota; Viridiplantae; Streptophyta; Magnoliopsida; Gentianales; Rubiaceae
Source: RefSeq, a predicted model, not a curated record
AUGACAAGAAGAGACGGUUCUGUUGAUCAAAAUACUGACCAAAGUACUGAGCAUAGUACUGAUCGAAGGCAGUCUGAGGCCUUUCGCAGGGAAAUACGUGCUGGUUAUCAUGCCAUACAUAAUCGGAUUAAUGUGGGAAGAGAUGAGAUAGCAAGUGCAGAUUCACCAAUGUUUAAAACCAUCCUCGAAGAUGUGGAAAAGUUGCAUCAGCAAGCUUUUACCAGUUUGCUGUUGCCUAAUUCCCCUGUACGAGAUCCUCACUUCUGCAACAGAUGCAACUCAAUUGUUAAACCAAGGGAGCAAGUUGCAGAUGCACAGGUUAUGCUUAAUCUUACUACCACGUUGCUCACCUCGACUGAAUCGCUUGGUCUUGGGGCAUUCACCCCCGCAAACUUUGUUUCUUCACUAAAAAGACAGUUUGCGGAAGAUUCUCAGAGAAUACAAUCUGGGAAUUCUUCAAAUUCAAUCAGUUGGAAAGCUAUUGGCCGUGCUGCUGCACAUGUUUUCAAGCAAGGAAUAGGAUGUCGGACCAUGCAAGUCUUGUUGAAUCCUCAAGUCUCUGUCAAUUCAGAGGAGGAGACGCAGAAUGAUAUGAUUGUUGCAGUGAUGUUUGGUGCCCUGAAGAGAAAUAAUCCUGUUAAGCUUGACAAUCUUAUACUUAACAGGCAUUCCUUUGCUCAAACGGUAGAGAAUCUGUUUGCACUCUCUUUCUUAGUAAGAGAUGGUCGGGUUUUCAUGGAGGUGGAUGAAAACGGCUCUCAUUUAGUUUCUCCAAGAAAUGCUCCCGUUCGCCGUUCAGUUGUGAGCGGGGAGGUUAAAUACAGCCACUUUAUUUUCAGACUUGACUUUGCUGAUUGGAAGCUUAUGAUGGAUUCAGUGCCAAGGGGUGAAGAGCUCAUGCCACACAGGAAGUAUGUGGACGAUCCAGCUGAUGAAGAGCUUGAAGUAGAGUUGGAGACAAAGAACGUUCAACUGCUGUUAGAUACACCUCCACCACCAGGUGUAUCUCAGGAAAAGUGUGAAUUGAAAGGAUUUGAAAUGGGAGAAUCUUCAAGAAAACGUCGGCAACUCCUACCAGAAAUGACUGAAACUGGUCGGGCCAGCAACCCAAAGUGCAGGAGAAAGCUACUCUGA